AAAGCGAUGGCAGCGUGUGAGUCCUGCUUGGAGCAAAAGCAACUGACUGAUGCAGAGUGGUACUGGGGCAACAUCUCAAGAGAUGAAGUGAAUGCAAUGAUGAGAAACACACCCGAUGGCACGUUCUUGGUCCGUGACGCUUCCAGCAAGGUCGAGAGGGAAUAUACACUAACACUGAGGAAAAAUGGCUCCAAUCGACUGAUUAAGAUCUUCCAUCAUGGAGGGAGGUAUGGCUUCUCCGAGCCAUUGACCUUUCCUUCUGUAGUGGACCUGAUUCAGUAUUACCAAAACAAGUCACUGGCCCAGUACAAUUCUAAACUGGACACACGGCUGUUGUUUCCCAUUUCCAAAUAUGUGCAGCAGGCUGUGAUGGAGCUCGACAUUGAGAUAGUUGCAGAACGACUCAAGGUGUUUCAGGACCAAUAUGAAGAGAAAAGCAAAGAGUAUGACCGUCUCCAUGAGGAGCUGAACCAAACAUCGCAGGAACUGCAGACUAAACGGAUGGCCAUUGAGGCUUUUAGUGAAAUCAUUCGGAUUUUUGAGGAGGAGUGUGAAACGCAGGAACGCUACAGCAAGGAGUACAUCGACAUGUUCCUCAAAUUGGACAACAACACAGAGAAUGACAAGAUCCAGAACAACCCUGAUGAGCUGCAGUCGAGAGUGGAGGAAAUACACAACAGCAAAAUGAAGUUGGAGGAGGAAUUAAGGAUGAGGGUGCUGGCCCACACGGAGGUUGACAGAAAAAUAAACAACUUGAAGCCAGAACUUCUGCACCUCAGGAGGAUCAGAGAUCAAUAUUUGUUCUGGCUCUCUCAGCAAGGAACCAGGCAGAGCCAGAUUGAUGACUGGCUUGGCGUACGCCAUGAAGAAGAGCAGCUCCAAAAUUUGAUGGAGGAGAAAACAGAUGAUACACACCAUGAGGAGAGGACAUGGUAUGUUGGAGGCAUGACUCGGAGGGAGGCGGAGGAGCUUCUGAAGGGCAAACGAGACGGCACCUUCCUCAUCAGAGAUAGCCAAAGUCAAAGAGGAUCCUUUGCCUGCUCUGUCGUCGCGGACGGGCACGUGAAGCACUGUGUGAUCAACAGGACAGCCACAGGCUACGGCUUUGCUGAGCCAUACAACCUGUACUCGUCACUCAGAGAGCUGGUCCUCCACUAUCAGCACACGUCGCUGAUGCAACACAACCAGCAGCUGAAUGUAACCCUGGCCUGGCCUGCUCUCAGCCAGCAGCCCAGCUGAGAAACCACCAGCACGUCACACUGAUAGCACUUUCUCAACGCUUCACUCUAUGAGCACUCAGAACAUAAAAAAAAAAAAAGAAAAAAAGUGAAGAGGGGCACCUUUAAUCAGCUCAAACUGAAAACAAUUUUGUUUUUACAAUUUCAAUGGGGUUUUCUUUUUUUUUUUAUAUUGCCUAUCCGACUUCUUCUUCUUUUCCUUUUGGCUUGUCCCGUCAGGAGUCGCCACAGCGCGUCAUCCUAGAUGCGCGCAUAUGAGUUUUACGGCGGAUGCCCUUCCUGACGCAACCCCUCUACGUUUAGUCGGGGAGAGAAGCUUACAGCACCUGGAAUUCACAGGCGGACUCCCGUCCAAGUACUAACCAGGGCCAAACCCACUUAG
Syngnathoides biaculeatus (alligator pipefish) is the source of this 1620-nucleotide messenger RNA. RefSeq names its product phosphatidylinositol 3-kinase regulatory subunit beta-like. Bases 7 to 1239 code for a protein of 410 amino acids. Gene Ontology annotation, cellular component: phosphatidylinositol 3-kinase complex. Gene Ontology annotation, molecular function: 1-phosphatidylinositol-3-kinase regulator activity. The record is from RefSeq and is a predicted model, not a curated record. Lineage: Eukaryota; Metazoa; Chordata; Actinopteri; Syngnathiformes; Syngnathidae. The transcript has 10 exons. Gene Ontology annotation, biological process: insulin receptor signaling pathway; phosphatidylinositol phosphate biosynthetic process.